AUGAUAGGUAUUUCGACCGCUGCACCGACGAGGCGACAGAAUUGGACUCGCCAAACCUUAGUUGGAGCACAGGUUCAGGCGAAAGUCAACAAGAACCCCUGCCAAAAGAACAAUCGACGACGACGCCGCCGCCACCUCUACUUCCGCCCCUCGCAACGACAGCGUCUGCUUUCAUGGGCCAUGCGCACAAAGAUGCCCAUAGGGGCUUCCCUCACCUCUUCAGAGAUGCCUAAACCAACGGGCAUCCGGCAGACACGCCUACCCAAGCCAGCACCUCCAACGGGGUGGGUCUGUUCUUCGGAUUCGCCGAAUCAAUUGCAGUCUCUUUUCAGGAGGUCCUACAGCACCGAAAUUCGCCAUCACUACUGGAGCAAACUGGUGAUGUGUGAUCGAAGUUCAACAGCUUUGCGUCACCCCGAUUCUUCAGCAAUCGGAAACUACGUUCACUGCUACGAUUCAAGUCGUAACUUGUGUUUUGUUGUUUGUCAGGUUCAAUCAGCCCCGUUUGACAUGGGCUUUCUGCUUUCAACUUGGGAAUGCCCAUGUCUCGUGUCUGCGGUAGCCGUCACAAGGCUACAGAGUGGUGAAGCAAGCAUUCCAGACGCGGCACCGUCUCCGGCACGCCUGACAGUUGUCUACGCCAUCGUGCUGGCACACUCACAAGACGUGGGUGGGCGAGUUUGUGUGUGCUCUGUCACUGCUCUUCGUCGACUGCCUCCACUCUCCUCUUCACUCCCCUAA
Messenger RNA from Mesocestoides corti, 741 nucleotides. Lineage: Eukaryota; Metazoa; Platyhelminthes; Cestoda; Cyclophyllidea; Mesocestoididae. The record is from the annotation of a GenBank genome assembly.